AUGGAUUUCAGGCCGCUCCAAGGCCCAGAGAAGCUGCAGCGAGUCACUAAACUACUGGGCUCUCUCAAAACGGACCUCGAGGCGAAGUCUCUCACUUCGAAGGAACGCGUGCAGACACUCCUGGAGUUGAGGCAGCACGGGACCAACCCCAGCCAUGCUCAUCCUAUCUACUCUAAAGAGGGGAUAGAAUUAUUAGCCAGAUAUGGUGUUGAUGGGGAUACCCCGGAUGUGCGUCGUGCCGCUCUACGCUGCGUCGCAAACGCUCUCCUCUUAGAUGGAUCGAUGCGCCAGCUGUUCGUAGACACAGGCUACGGAGGUAAAUUGGCUGAGAGGCUCAAGUGUGAUUCCUCGGAGGAUGAGAUGGUGAUCAGUCGGAUCUUGUUCCUAUCUACCUAUGACACCACAAUGGACUUUGAAAACCUCAUCAGACAUCACUCUCUGGGUGAAAAUGUCAACUACCAAAUCGUCCGACACGCCAAACAAUUCCCCAAAUCUGGCAAAAAGUCUCUGUCUCAGAUGGACGAGUUGGCCCUUACUGAUACCUUGAAGCUCAUUUUCAAUGUUUCAAAGAUAUAUUCUGAUUUGGCUGCGACAUUCUCGGCUUCGAUCCCUCACAUCUUUAAGAUGAUCAACCGCAUCGAUAUCCCCCCAAAGCCUCUGGAAGGCCUCCUCAGCUAUCUUCUUAACUGCUUGUCCACGCUUGAUCUGGAAAAUAAGAAGGGCAAAGUCUUCGAGAGUAGCCCCCUUUUCCCGACCUUCAAUCAGAACUGCAAUGUCGACAAGCUGAUCAACAUACUGGAUCAAGCUGUGUCCGCAUAUGGCCCUGACGAGCUGGAGACCAAGGCUAUACCCCUGUUCCAUACGCUCGUGGUCGUUCAUGAAAUGGCUCCAGACGGCCCUCGCAAAUAUAUGCAAUGGCUUCUUCUGCCCGAGGACAACGAUAGAAGCCGCCCGAUUGGACAAUCAGACACCCUCUCAUCGAAGUUGCUCAAUCUGUCGACCACGCCCUAUCCUAAUCUGAAGACUGCUAUUUCUGAGCUUAUGUUUGUGCUCUCCGGAAAAGACGCUGAAAAUCUGACAAAGAACAUCGGAUAUGGGUUCGCCGCAGGACUACUAGCUUCUCGCGGCAUGGAAAUCCCUAAGACGGCAGGCGAAGCAUUCGCAACCAACCCGAACGGGUUUGAUCCAGAGGUCAAUCCCAUUACCGGCCAGAAGUGGGCUGCAGAGAAGAAGGACGAUGGUCCUCCUAUGACCAAAGAGGAGAAAGAAAGAGAGGCGGAGAGGUUAUUUGUGCUUUUUGAGCGAGCCAGAGCGAACGGCAUUCUUCAGGUGGAGAAUCCUGUCACGCGCGCCCUCCAUGAAGGACGUUUCGAAGAGUUGCCUGACUCCGACGACAGUGAUUAG
Messenger RNA from Aspergillus vadensis CBS 113365, 1404 nucleotides. Its product is annotated as synembryn. Gene Ontology annotation, molecular function: guanyl-nucleotide exchange factor activity; G-protein alpha-subunit binding. Gene Ontology annotation, cellular component: cytoplasm. The transcript is spliced from 6 exons. The coding region runs from base 1 to 1404 and encodes 467 amino acids. Lineage: Eukaryota; Fungi; Ascomycota; Eurotiomycetes; Eurotiales; Aspergillaceae. Gene Ontology annotation, biological process: G protein-coupled receptor signaling pathway. The record is from RefSeq and is a predicted model, not a curated record.